CCACCUUUCUGCCAAGUGGCGUUUCACAACUCCUUCCCAGUCUGAACUGAAAAAGCAUGUCCCAUCAGCGGCGGUCUAAGAUCUUGCGGAAGUCACGUCUCGUAACCCGGAAGUGACAAGCCACACUGGCGGGAAGUUUGGUUCAGCUGACCGCGCACCGGGCUCAGCAGAUCGCCAUGGAAGUGCAACAAAACUUCCUAUGCCACCUCUGCGGGAAAGGCUUUCCCACAAAGUACCAACACAAGAGGCACCAGUACCGUCACAACAACAACUGCAUCUGUAACAUAUGUUCAAAGUCUGUUCAUGGCAAGACCGCCCUGCAGCACCAUAUGGACUUUGCUCACCGAAACAAAACACUGAAGUGCCCUCAUUGUGACAAGACCUACAAGUCCUAUGGAGGGUACAUUGCCCACAAGUCUACCCACGCACAGGAGGAACACGAAUGCAAAGACUGUGGGAGAAAGUUUUCAAAGAAAACUGCACUGUAUCGACACAGAGGUAAAGCCCAUGUCACUCCAAAGCAAAAGUGCGACACAUGCGGAAAGCUUUUUCAUCACCCAUCACAUCUGGAACAGCACAUGAAGACUCACAUGGGAGAUGAGGCAAGAACCCACAAGUGCCCCACCUGCCCAGCAUCCUUCAAAUGGCCCAAGGCCCUGGCAAAACACCAGACAACACAUGAGGGGAAGAAGACUUGCACCAUCUGCAAUAAAGACUACAAUGGUUCCAGACAGCUGAAACGCCACAUGUCAACUGCACAUAAAGAACAGUCUAGCAUAUAAUAUGUUAAAAA
Branchiostoma floridae (Florida lancelet) is the source of this 793-nucleotide messenger RNA. Its product is annotated as zinc finger protein 568-like. The record is from RefSeq and is a predicted model, not a curated record. Bases 177 to 782 code for a protein of 201 amino acids. The transcript is spliced from 2 exons. Lineage: Eukaryota; Metazoa; Chordata; Leptocardii; Amphioxiformes; Branchiostomatidae.